CCAAUCAGCGUGCAGUAAUUACUUCCUUUGGAGGCAGUGGAGCUUGUAAAGGAGUCUCAACUACAGACUGUUUAUAAAAAGGUCUCAACGUUAGUUUUCCAGUUGUGUGACUGUAACGAUGCCGUAUGCUAACCAACCGACGGUAAAAAUCACUGACCUCUCAGACGAAAAUGUCAAGUUCGUCAUUGAAAACACCGACUUAGCGGUGGCAAAUUCCAUCCGUCGUGUCUUCAUGUCAGAGGUUCCCACUAUAGCAAUAGAUUGGAUCCAGAUCGAUGCCAACUCCUCAGUACUGCACGAUGAGUUCAUAGCACACAGAGUUGGUCUCAUACCUCUCACAAGUGAUGACAUUGUGGACAAGCUGCAGUAUUCUAGGGACUGUACCUGUGAUGAUUUCUGUCCAGAGUGUUCUGUUGAGUUGACACUGGACGUUCGAUGCACCGACGAUCAGACGCGCCAGGUCACCUCACGUGAUCUUCUGUCCAACAACCCCAGAGUUAUCCCGGUGACUUCCAGGAGUCGAGACAAUGAUCCUAAUGACUAUGUCGAACAAUAUGACAUUUUGCUGGUGAAGCUUCGUAAAGGUCAGGAACUGCGACUCAGGGCAUACGCAAAGAAAGGCUUUGGUAAGGAGCACGCCAAGUGGAACCCAACAGCAGGGGUGUCCUUCGAGUAUGACCCAGACAACUCACUAAGGCACACAGUCUUCCCACGACCUGAGGAGUGGCCAAAGAGUGAAUACUCAGAGAUUGAGGAGGAUGAGGUUCAGGCUACCUAUGACCCUAAUGGAAAACCAGAAAGAUUCUUUUACAACGUGGAGUCAUGCGGCUCUCUGCGGCCAGAGACCAUCGUCAUGUCAGCACUGGCCGUCCUCAAGAAGAAGCUGAGUGACCUGCAGACGCAGCUCAGCCAUGAGAUCCAGAGUGAUGUGCUCACCAUCAACUAAAGGCGUCUCACUAACUUUGUAAUGAUCACAUGGCACUGUCACAUUCAUGUCUGUGGAAUUUAUGGAUUCUUCCAGACCCAGUGCAGGGAAGUUAGUCCCAGAAUGAUUUAACUAAAGUUUUGUUGCCUUUAGUGAGAAAUUAGAUUGGGUUAAAUAAAUCGUUUUUUCAAAAAAUAUUUUUUCAGAGAUUCUAAUUCCUUAGUGGGUUUAGGAUUACUUUGGUUUAAUCUGCACAUAGACUAAUUGGUUUAUUACAGAUUUCAGUAUUAUGGGGUCUGAUGUGCCUAUAUCAAUACAUUUAAUAAAACAAUGCAGACGUUUUUUGGUAUUAAAAACAAUAUUGGGAUACACUCCCAAUAUUUUUUUUAUACCAAAAACACUUUUCGUCUGUUAGUCUUUUCUUGGUUUCACCAGAUUUUUUUUUUUUAAUAAAUCUAGUGUUGUUCACUUCACUUUCAAAGUUUCAAUUGACUAUACUAUGGCUUUAAAUACUAAAUUACAACCAAUAAAAACACACCAAAUGA
Pleuronectes platessa (European plaice) is the source of this 1470-nucleotide messenger RNA. It is a transcript of the gene polr2c, whose product is annotated as RNA polymerase II subunit C. The coding region runs from base 119 to 946 and encodes 275 amino acids. The transcript has 9 exons. The record is from RefSeq and is a predicted model, not a curated record. Gene Ontology annotation, cellular component: RNA polymerase II, core complex. Gene Ontology annotation, molecular function: protein dimerization activity; DNA-directed RNA polymerase activity. Gene Ontology annotation, biological process: DNA-templated transcription. NCBI's taxonomy places the organism in Eukaryota, Metazoa, Chordata, Actinopteri, Pleuronectiformes, Pleuronectidae.